CGGUCAAAAUUGGAUUAUGCUUAGGCACAAACGCAACUGCCACGCCAUUCAGACGCCCAGCGACGCCGAGCAUGUGAAGUUAAAGCCGCAUUUUCAUCCGCCCCAGUGGCUCCUGUACCGCGUCACCUUUUCUCUGGAGCUGUAUCACAAGAAUAUCAUUAAGAAACUGCCCCGUCUUGGCCAAUUUCACGUGUACCGGCUGACCAAGAACGUCUGCCAGACUUAAGUAACCCACUAAAACAGCCCCCAUUAAUCCGCAAUAAACUCAAAAUAAUACAAAAAAUAAAAAGACAAUGUGCGUUUAAUAACCAAACAAAAAGUGCAACUAAUUGGAAAGAAGUGUGCAACACUUAUCCACAAAAUCAAAUACUCAAGUGCAAUA
Messenger RNA from Drosophila erecta, 382 nucleotides. RefSeq lists its product as uncharacterized. The transcript has a single exon. The coding region runs from base 17 to 226 and encodes 69 amino acids. The record is from RefSeq and is a predicted model, not a curated record. Lineage: Eukaryota; Metazoa; Arthropoda; Insecta; Diptera; Drosophilidae.